AAGUUUAAAAAUAAUGGCAACUCCCUUCUCUAGAAGACAGCUGCAUGCACUGGAUAUCGAUGAUCUUGCUGAGAUACUUCAUUUACUAAAGAGGCACGGGUAUUCUGGGACUAGCUAUUAUGAUCUUGGUCUGUAUUUGGGCCUGUUGCCUCGUACACUUGAUGUUAUUGAGAAAAAUAACAAGGAAGACGUUAAUAGCUGUCUAAGAGAGUGUUUGAAAGCAUGGCUGCAACAAACUAAUGAUGUACACAUAAUGGGUGUUGAUCCAACUUAUCAUUCCUUGAUACAAGCAUUGAGGAAGCUGGGAGAGAAUGCUGUAGCUAAUGGGAUUGAUAGAGAAAAGCAUCCUGCUUGUGUUAUCUUUACACAAUAUGAAUCAAAUGAAUGUAUUGUGGCUGCCCUUCCUUCUCUUGCUAUACUUCUUUCUAAGGAGAAGAUUAUAGAUGAAAUGUUAGUGCCUAGUACUGGAAAAGUACUCCUUAAAGCAGUGAAAGAAGCUGUUUGUGCUGAUUAUCAUAAUCUGGAGAAGUUUGUCACUAUUCUUAUGAAUUCAAAUGCUCACUUAGUCACGGCAAUAGCGGUUUCCAUGCUAAAGGAUUACA
Molecule: messenger RNA, 602 nt
Organism: Amphimedon queenslandica
Lineage: Eukaryota; Metazoa; Porifera; Demospongiae; Haplosclerida; Niphatidae
Exons: 3
Biological process (GO): signal transduction
Molecular function (GO): protein binding
Source: RefSeq, a predicted model, not a curated record